Saccostrea echinata is the source of this 1471-nucleotide messenger RNA. Its product is annotated as secretion-regulating guanine nucleotide exchange factor-like. The transcript has 10 exons. The record is from RefSeq and is a predicted model, not a curated record. Lineage: Eukaryota; Metazoa; Mollusca; Bivalvia; Ostreida; Ostreidae. The coding region runs from base 198 to 1349 and encodes 383 amino acids.
UGUGUCCAAGGCAGAGAUGUUAACUUUUUUAAAGGUCUUUCCAGGAGUCUGUAGUUCGCAGUUGGACACCAAGCCAUAGCCUCCUGGUGAAAGUGUCAGAUUAACAUCCCUGGGCUAAGGAAUUCAUCAGUCUAACAAAAUUUUAUUAAUUUUGGUGACACAACCUUUGGUUUUUGCUUAACCACAGGCACCUAAAGAUGAAUGAUGUAUCGGGAGCAAAUAGUUAUGGGCAGUUAGGACUUGGAAAUCAAGAUGACCAGCUUCUUCCUCAAAGAGUUUCCCUCCCUGACUUCUGUGAUGGUUCUCCCCCACAGCCAUUGGCCAAUAGGAUCAGAUCAGUGACAGGAGGGGGUGGUCAUUCUGUCAUAAUACAGGAUGAUGGCAGUCUGUUUGUCUGUGGCUCUAACUGUAAAGGUCAGCUUGGAUUAAAUCACUACAAUGAUGUGCCAAUUUUCACAAAAGUAGACUUACCAGAGAUGGUUGAAAAGGUGUCAGCAGGAUGGGACUUUACAGUGAUUCUUUCAGAAAAGGGAGACAUGUUUGUAUGUGGCUCAAAUGAGUUCGGACAGCUGGGUUUUCACCCAGGGGGACUCCCUCAAACCUCAAUACCUAUGAAAGUGCCAUUACCAGCAAAUUAUGGGAAAAUAAUUGACAUUGCUGCAGGGUUGAGGCAUACAGCAGUUUUGACAGCUGAAGGAAAAGUCUACUGUUGGGGGAUUAAAAGAAAAAUCAAGGAUAAAGAUUUACUGACUGAAGCUGUGAAGAAAUCGAUAGAGAUCCCAGUACUAGGUAAAGAAGUGUCUGUUGGAGACAAGUUUGUGAAGCUGUGUGCUGGAUCAUUUCAUACACUAGUUCUCACAGAAAAAGGGAAUCUGUGGAUUUUUGGAACUUUGAAAUAUGGAACAUCCACACAGGAGAGUUUGUCCAAAGGGGAUUCCAUACAAAUAGUUUCCAUUCCCAUCUCAUUGUUUGAUGGUCCUGUUACAAAGUUUACAAGUGGUUGGACACAUUGUCUAGUUGAAUCAGCUAGUGGAAGAAUAUAUUCCUGGGGCAGAGGAAAUUAUGGCCAGCUUGGUAGAUCAUGUGACCAGUCACAUGACAGUAAACCACAACAAAUACAGGAGUUACAUGAUAUAAAAUCAUUAGAAUGUGGCUCUGAGCAUAGCUUAGUCACUACAGAUGAUGGGAGAUUGCUUGCCUGGGGUUGGAAUGAACACGGAAUGUGUGCCACGGGAAAUGAAGACAAUGUACAGACACCCACAUUAGUUAAAGCCCUGUCUGAUUUCUUGUGUGUGGACUGUGGGUCUGGUUCUGGUCACUGUUUUGCUCUAUGUAAAGAUAAAACUUGAUCUAGAAUUUUGACUGAUAUGCCCGUAAUAAAUGUGACAUGAUAUUGUAAAAGGUAUUAAAUUGUCUUUGUGUCCUUGUAAAUAGAUGUAUGAAAUAAAUAUACUGAUGAGAUGCAUUUCCA